AUGGAACAACCGAGUGACAACAUCUCUCAAGAACAAACACGUGAGUCUCUCAUCGCCAUCUCUUACACUUCACCCGAGGAGGAGGAGUCCUCAGAUGUGAAACCUUUCAUCACUUCCACAAACGGAGUCACCACCAAAGAAAACAAAAACAACAACGAGGAUGCAGAAAAGCUCAGAUCCGAGCUGAUUUCAAUCUCCUACGACCAGUCACCGGAUGUAGCUGCUGUUUCUCCGACUCUCCCAAACGGUAUCUGA
Messenger RNA from Thlaspi arvense, 255 nucleotides. NCBI's taxonomy places the organism in Eukaryota, Viridiplantae, Streptophyta, Magnoliopsida, Brassicales, Brassicaceae. The record is from the annotation of a GenBank genome assembly.